UCUCUCUCUCUCUCUCUCUCUCUUCUUUUCUCCUUCCAUCUCCCUUUUUUCAUACUUUCUCUGUCUCCCUCUUUCCUAAUGAUUAUUUAAUAUGAAUUUAUCUCAGCAAUAUAAACCAGCUGUACGUUACCAAAUAUUUUCAAUUUGCAUAUUAAUUGAUAUUAGUGGAUAUUUCAUGUUCUUGAUGUAUUACUAUGGUUGUGUGAGUUAUAUGUAGACAUUUUUAGAAAACAUUUAUAUUUUGCACAUUUCAGUUGACACUAUAUCAUUACAAUAUACAUUUGGAAAAGAUGGAGUGUGAUAUUCGUAAAUACACAAGACAGUUAAUAAGAGAUUAUUAGUAUCACAUCUUGGGCAUGCAUACUUCUAGAAGUAAAUUGGCAAUAUGGCAGAACAACAACAAACUCCUUCUGGUUUUAAACACAUGUCUCUGGAUAAGAUUAUCGAAGCUAUGACUCCAGAUUUGGAAGGUUCAAAUGGUCAUUACGCUCAGUUCAAUGUUCCCGCGCAACAAACCACUUCACGCAAUUGGAGAGGAGAUUACGUACCUGGACAAGCCAGACAUCACAUCGCCAGUCAACCUGUCGUCGCGCCAUCGAAUACACCUGGGAUACAAUCUAUCACACCAAUGGCUACAUCUCUAUACAUGCAAGAUAUGCCGAAUUAUGAUGUCGCGCCCGCCGAUUCGAUAUACUUUCCAUCACAGACAACAGUAAAUCACUUGGGUAUUAACGAGAAUAACGAUUUAAUCGGUACCAUCGAUGUCGGAGGUGGCAACUAUAUUAAUGUCAUUUAUGGAAACGCCUCUCAGAUUAUGGCCGAGCAGUGUCGUCUUACAAACAUGACAUCGUACUCGAAUCAAAGUAUCGUUAAUCAGGAAUAUGGACUUUUCAACGAUCCACACAUGACUGUACCAUCCGAAUUGCCAAGUCCGAAUUUUAACGGGAAACAAUUAAUCGACAAUCUAGUUGAAAAUUGGGUGCCAAAUCAAUCCGGUACUUACAGUCCGUUUGGCGGAUCUUCCAAUAUCACACCUGUACCACAAGCUGUACGGGACGUCAGAGAGAACGAGGACUUACCACCUAGAAAUAUAUCUGUGGACUGCCAAUACAAAAAACCGAGAAUGGUAGCCGAAGUAAAACCUAUGCGACCUUCCUACUCUGACGUUUUAACGAAAUCUGCUCCAACUCCGCCAUCACCGUUAACAGUUCAGCCUAUGAAAUCAAAAAUCGAGGCAGCGGGCAAGAAAAUCUCUAAUAAGAAUAUCAAAACUAAAAACAAGCCUGCACUAUUGAAAAGACAGAACUCGUCUGGUAGCGACGAUCACAAUUCUCCGAAAAUGCAAAUUCCUAGAAAGGUUUUCGAAAAAAAUUCUUCCAAUCUUCCAAGACGUUGGGUGUCACUCGACAAUCUCGGCUCACAGUCCGAUUCUCGCCAGAUAAACGCUUUCGAUAGAUCCGAUCAGUUUUGUUCGGAGAAGAAAAAAUCUGAUAAGAAAUCGUCUAAGAAAGCGGAAAAAAGUGAGACCCUUAACAAUACCAAGAUACAAAAUAGUAAUCCUAAAACUGUGGGAAAUAUUCCGAAACGUCCGAUACAGAUAAAUAAUAAUUUGAAUACAAUCAAUACAUCCAGUCAGACCAUCUCGUCUGAAAAAGUGGAAAAGAAUCAACAAAUUAUCAAUAAAGUCACUAAAGAUGAUAAAAAGACGAUCAAGGAAAAGAAUCCCAAACGUUUUCAAGGCACUGAAAAGACACAGCAACAAAUUAAGAAGGGACAAAGAAAUAGAAAAAGAGAAAAUAGAGAAUCUUCUAUUAAAGAUUUUUAUAAAAAUUUGAACAAAUAUGCGACUCGUUGGAGCAAAAUUCUAUUGAAAAUUUUUUAUUGGCUGCUACAUUUAAUUUCCGAUGUCGUUAGCAUGAGUGCUAACUUGGUUAUUCAGCUUGGAAAAUGCGCUUGGUAUCACACCAUACUUUAUUUCAAGUGUUGGUGGAUGUAUGUGGCUGUGACAUUUUGUAAAAUUCGUUUUUUAAACGCUAUUGGUAAACAAUUGGAUAAUUGGCUUGGUAGUAGUAAAUUUGCAUUCUGGAGAAAGAUAAAUACUAAAAAGAACGAGGAGAAAGAAGACAGUGGCAAUUGGAUUCACAGUGGACUAGAAACCAAUAUCGCAUUACCUAGCACUGGCGAAGAAGCUAUGAAAAGAUUACUAGCGUGCAAGGGAAAAGAUCCUUACAGCAUACUCGGUGUUACGCCAACAUGUUCGGACGACGAUAUUAAAAAAUAUUACAAGAGGCAAGCCUUCUUAGUGCAUCCAGAUAAAAAUAAUCAGCCAGGAGCAGAAGAAGCAUUCAAGAUAUUGGUGCAUGCUUUCGAUAUCAUUGGGGAACCGGAACGUAGACAAGCCUUCGAUCAAACUAGACAAGUCGAAGCGGCUUGGGGUGAACUAAGCGACUUGUUGUCUCAACUUCAUCGAAAGAUGGAACAGGCCGCAAAUACGAUAAGGUGUACAAAUUGCGGUUUGAGACACAAACGUAUCCCUACGCAACGCCCUUGUUACGCCGCGCGAUUUUGCAAUCAAUGCAAAAUACGUCACAGUGCGAAAGAAGGAGAUAUCUGGGCAGAGUCUCGUUUAAUGGGUUUCCUAUGGCACUAUUACGCGUGCAUGGAAGGAGCGGUUUACGAUGUAACCGACUGGGCAGCUUGCCAAGCUGGGAAUCUCAAACAUCUCAGAGCGAAUACGCAUAGUGUCCAAUAUAGAAUCGUCUUGGGACAAAGAUUACCAUCUCAAACGUCCGGUAGCGGUAAAAAACGGCAACAGAUAGAUCCCAAUACGAGCGAAGCGGAUUUCGAGGAUUUCCUAAACAAUCUUUACAACCAUAGCAAAUCUGCUGGCGUCAAUACAUCGGCGGAUCAAAAUUCUUUUAGAAGCGAUAGCAGACGACGCAAAACUAAGCGUAAGAAGUAGAUAAAUAGUAGCAUACGAACAAUCGCUGAGCGUUUGACAUCGUCGUUGUAUAAUUAUAAAGUGCGCAUUACAUUAGAACGCAUAUUAUACACAAUCUUAAAUUUAUAUUAUCUUUAAACGAUUAACAUUAGUACGUAGAUGUUACGAAUAUUCACGAAAUGCUAAUAUCUGACUGAUAUUAACGCAAUAUGAGAUUAUAAUGAGAAACUGUGUUCACGACAAGUGUACGUGUACUAAACAUUGUAUUGAAUAGACUCGCCCAUAAAGAAAAAAAAGCUCGAGAGGAUACAUGAAUAUCACAAUUUAGAGAAUUCGGACAAUUUGACAACAGAAACGCUGUCAAAUAUAUUCAACAAAACAGCACAAUAGUGCAAUAUUUUACAGAUAAGAGAAAAAUAAAAACAUUGACUUUCUCCAAGAAGAAAAUAUAUAGAGAUGCCAAAUAAUGAUCAUAGGAAUAAUAUCAUAUGCGUGGCAAAGUUAGAUUUGAACAGAAAAAUUUUUAUACACGCAUUUAGACAAUUUGUAUGUUGUAAAACCUUGUGUUCUUCCAAAAUAAAAAAUAGUAACGAUAUCACAGAUUAUUCAUUAAAAAAACUAACGUUUUCACUUUAUUUUUUAUUUUUUUUUCUUUUAUUAAAUACACACACUCAACCUCAUAUUCAAAAUACACGAGUGUAUAAGUCGCGUGAGAUAUUUAAACAACUAUUAUUCACAACUUAAAUCAAAAAUUGGCAAAUAUGAAGAAGACUGAUUUUCUCUCUUUUUUGUUACUUAUUAAGUUACACACACACACACGCGCGCGCGCGCGCGCACAUGCACGCUUAGGCUUCACACGCACACAUUUACGCGCGUGUCAACGUGUAUGUAUGACAUCUAUUUAUGUGUGUAUAAAUCUAUACCAUAUAUACAAAACUGUAAGAAAAUUGGGAUGAAACAUUACAUAUGCUACAUUACAGAAGAUGCAUAGUAGCUGCAAGUAGAAAAAUAUAGAUCAAGUAGAAAAAUAUAGAUCUCAUCAAGAGAACAAUGGAUUACAAAAAUUGUAUUCUGACAAAGAUUUUUAAAAUACAGCACAGUAAAAAUAGAAAAAA
Monomorium pharaonis (pharaoh ant) is the source of this 4056-nucleotide messenger RNA. RefSeq names its product dnaJ homolog dnj-5. Gene Ontology annotation, molecular function: dopamine receptor binding. The coding region runs from base 386 to 2962 and encodes 858 amino acids. The transcript is spliced from 6 exons. The record is from RefSeq and is a predicted model, not a curated record. Lineage: Eukaryota; Metazoa; Arthropoda; Insecta; Hymenoptera; Formicidae.